Messenger RNA from Coniosporium apollinis CBS 100218, 552 nucleotides. RefSeq lists its product as uncharacterized. The coding region runs from base 1 to 552 and encodes 183 amino acids. The transcript is spliced from 4 exons. Lineage: Eukaryota; Fungi; Ascomycota; Dothideomycetes. The record is from RefSeq and is a predicted model, not a curated record.
AUGGACGUCUUCUACUCCUACACCUAUGGCACCGCAGCAUGGCUUGCUCUCCAAGCCGUUCCUCUGAUCGUCUCGCCUACGGUUAUAGUGACGCUGCUGUCGCCCGCGGUCCGCGAGGCAACCACUCUUGAAGUCUACUUCAGCCGCAGCCUUGGGUUCACCUUGCUUGCCCUCGGCGUGCUCAAUCUUCUCCUGACUGGAUCCAUUCCGCUCACCUCCAGGCUCACCGACACAAGCGGUGGUGUAACGACCGACCCAGAUGAUCCGAAGGCACCGUAUGCUAUGCCAAGCCUCAGCGUGACUCUCGCCUAUCAUGCAGCGGUCGCCUUCUACUGCUAUGCUAUGUGGACCCAAACGGGCGUUACUUCCUUCGCGUUUGGCACCGUCUUCAGCGGCGUGCUUUCAGCGAUCGGUCUCUGGUGCGUACUGUUCGCCAGCAGUGAUGGGCGCAUUAGCAGAAAGACAGGUGCGGACAAGAGGACGAGCGGCUUCCCCUUCAAGAACUCCGAGGCACACUCAGACAAGAAGAAGGCCAUGAAGAAGGGGUUGUGA